Messenger RNA from Alosa alosa (allis shad), 2334 nucleotides. RefSeq names its product solute carrier family 1 member 6 (gene slc1a6). Lineage: Eukaryota; Metazoa; Chordata; Actinopteri; Clupeiformes; Clupeidae. The coding region runs from base 289 to 1968 and encodes 559 amino acids. Gene Ontology annotation, biological process: L-glutamate transmembrane transport. The record is from RefSeq and is a predicted model, not a curated record. Gene Ontology annotation, molecular function: L-glutamate transmembrane transporter activity; neutral L-amino acid transmembrane transporter activity; glutamate:sodium symporter activity. The transcript has 10 exons. Gene Ontology annotation, cellular component: plasma membrane.
GUGGCUUUUCUUCUCGCCUGAAGAAUCCUUAACCUAGUGCUAUCCUUCCCACGCAGACCUCUGUUCGCGUAUGAGGCGGGUUUUCAUUGGGAGAGUGAGGAAAAGCGUUCUUCCUCAAAAACGGCACACGAGGAAGUAGAAAAGGCAGACUUUAUCAUCUUUACAUCACUGACUGAGAACCUUACUGGCUGAGACUAGGCUCCAAACUUGCUCAAGCGCGGCGGAUGACACUUUUGAAAACGGGUUUCCCACGAAACCUGCCUGCUGGACCAGGUGCUGGAGCUGAUUAUGAAUGAAAAACCCCCGACUAGUGCCAGCCUAUUUCUGAACGACAACUUGGAAAAGCCUGAGCGCUCAGAGCGAGGCCUACGCCACCUCCGUAAGGCUGUGCAGAAACGCGCGUCCAGCGCCCGCAGCAGAAUGUGUUCCAUCACCCGAGCGAGCACCAGGGCCUUCCUGCGUCGCAACGCCUUCGUGCUCUUCACCGUGGCUGCAGUUGCACUAGGGGUCAUGUUGGGAUUCUCCCUGCGUCCAUACAAGCUGUCCAUCAGGGAGAUCAAGUACUUCUCCUUCCCUGGAGAGCUGCUGAUGAGGAUGCUCCAGAUGCUGGUCCUGCCCCUAAUCAUCUCCAGCCUGGUCACAGGCAUAUCCUCUCUUGACAGCAAAGCGUCAGGGAAGAUGGGAAUGCGGGCUGUUGUGUAUUACAUGGUUACGACCUUCAUUGCUGUGUUUAUUGGAAUUGUUAUGGUGAUCAUCAUAAGACCCGGAAAAGGCAGCAGAGAUAGUCCAGUGUCAUCUAGUGGCAACAUUGAGCCAGUGCAGGCAGCAGAUGCCUUUUUGGACCUCAUCAGGAAUAUGUUCCCUCCAAACUUGGUGGAAGCUUGCUUCAAACAGUACAAGACACAUUACAAGAAACUGAUCUCCACAAAGAAUGUCACCAUUCCAAUCAACAUGACCGAUUCCAACGUCACUGCCACUGACCUCCAGGCUAACAUCAGCAUAGUCCUUCAGACCAUCCAGGAGACGGUGGAGGAGUCGGUGCCCAUGGGAGGCACCUCCAACGGGGUCAACGCUCUGGGCAUGGUGGUGUUCUCCAUGUGCUUUGGCCUGGUGAUCGGGAACAUGAAACAGCAGGGCCAGGUCCUGCGCGAAUUCUUUGACUGCCUCAAUGAUGCUAUUAUGCGCCUAGUGGCCAUCAUCAUCUGGUAUGCCCCUGUGGGAAUCCUCUUUCUCAUUGCGGGGAAAAUUGUUGAGAUGAAGGACCUGGUCCAGAUGGGGGGGCAGCUGGGAAUGUACACCAUGUCGGUGAUCGUGGGGCUGCUCAUCCACGGCCUCUUCGUCCUGCCACUGCUCUACUUCCUGGUGACGCGGAGGAACCCGUUUACCUUCAUCGCAGGGCUGCUGCAGGCUCUGAUCACCGCCCUGGGGACCUCCUCCAGUUCGGCAACCCUCCCAAUCACCUUCCGUUGCCUGGAAGAGAACAAUCAUGUGGAUAAGCGAGUGACACGCUUUGUGCUGCCUGUUGGUGCCACUAUCAACAUGGACGGCACUGCACUGUAUGAAGCAGUGGCAGCCAUCUUUAUUGCACAAGUUAAUGACAUGGAUCUCAACUUUGGUCAGAUUCUCACCAUCAGUAUCACAGCAACGGCUGCCAGCAUUGGAGCAGCAGGCAUCCCUCAAGCUGGCCUGGUAACCAUGGUGAUUGUAUUGACAUCGGUGGGACUGCCCACGGAGGAUAUAACGUUGAUUAUCGCCGUGGAUUGGUUCCUGGACCGUCUCAGAACCACCACCAACGUUCUAGGAGACUCCAUAGGGGCCGGAAUCAUCGAGCACCUUUCACGGCAGGAGCUUCAGUCUCAGGACAUAGAAAUCGGAAACUCGGUGAUCGAGGAGAACGAGAAACCUUACCAGCUCAUCUCCCAGGAGAACGAUACAGCGAAGCACCACAACAGUGAGACCACCAUGUAAAAGAAAAGGGAGGGAAGAGAGACAUCCUCACACUUAUGACUCCUGCCCCUGUAUUAGCUCUGAUUAGAGAUAAGAGAGUUGUUGUCAUGGGGAACAUAACGACAUGACUAUAGAAUGGGAAAGUAGGUAAAGAGGAGCAGACCAUAGAAACAAGGAACAGACAGAAUCAUGCAUAUUCCUAUAUCAGUGUUAUUGAUAGACCAAUUUAAUGUUUUUUUGUUUAUUUAUUCCCAACCCCAUAUUUAUUUGGAUUUGGAAACCAAACUGUCUUACAGUGGAUAACAGUGUGCUUGUAAAUCCUUUGUUCCUGAUAUAAAUCUACCUCUCAGUAUUUGCUCAUUAUUUAGGUACACCAACGGUCAAAAG